UAGACUAAUAUCUAUCCCAUGUAAACACUAUUCAUUUCUUCAAGUUUUCAAACUCAUUUCUCUCUCUUUUUCUCGGGAAGCUAGCUAGUUGUGAGCUUUGAGCUCUGCUGCUUUUACUUUACUACCUUCACUUUGGAUCUGUUAAAAUGGACUACUCUUCCACAUCUCUGCUUACAUUCAAUCUAAUCUAGAUUAUUUAUAUAUUACACAUUUACACCUCUUUUCUUACAUCAACCUCCUUGUCCAAUCCAUCUUGCUCUCAACUUUCAACUUCUUUUUGCAAUGUCCAUGUAGUGCAUCAACAUAUUUACAUUUCCCUUAGCAAUCUUUGCUCAGUUUGUUAAGUGGUUCACCAGGAUACAUAAUCACCAAGAAGAAGACAAAACAAAGCAAUGGCUCCGGGGAAUAAUAACAACAGCAAUAGUAACAGUAAUUGGCUUUCAUUCUCACUGUCUCCUGUGGAUAUGCUCAGAACUUCUCAACCCCCUCAACACCACCACUCUCCUCCUCCUCAGCCUCACCACUACUACAACUUCGAUCAUUUCUAUUCCCCCGCAAACGGUUGGUCUAAUCCCAAAGUCGAAGUAAUGUAUUCAGAAACACCGAACCAGUAUCUCCAUCUCAAUCAACAACAGACUCAAUUGCUCCGAGAUCACAGCGAUUCGACGUCGAUUUUCUCGGCGUUCGAGACGAAUCCGCCGCCGAAGCUCGAGGACUUUCUCGGAGGCGACUCGUACAUUCACCACCACUACACCGAGUCACAGACUGACGCAACUCAGGAUGACUCGUCCUCGCUGACUCACAUCUAUGACAACUCAGAUCUCAAGAGCUUUGCUGCGAACUUCCAGGCUUUUUCGACGAACUCGGGCUCUGAAGUUGAUGACUCGGCCUCUGCUCAGUUCCAGCCGAGUCAGUCCACUGAGUCACGCAACGAGUUGGUGGUGUAUAACAACUCCGGAGGCGUGUUGUCACUCGGAGUUAAUAAUAAUAAUAAUAAUAAGAAAAAUGAAAAUAAUGAGAAGGCUAUCGUAGCAGUGGGAGAUGCAAAUAAUUGUAAGAAGAUUGCUGAUACUUUUGGGCAGAGAACUUCUAUUUACAGAGGUGUUACUAGACACAGGUGGACGGGAAGAUACGAAGCGCAUCUAUGGGAUAACAGCUGUAGAAGAGAAGGUCAGGCUCGAAAAGGGCGUCAAGUGUAUCUAGGUGGAUAUGAUAAGGAAGAUAAAGCAGCAAGAGCUUAUGAUUUGGCUGCUUUGAAGUACUGGGGUCCUACUGCUACCACCAACUUUCCUGCGGCAACUUAUUGUAAAGAAAUGGAGGAGAUGAAGAAUGCUACUAAACAAGAGUUUAUUGCUUCUCUAAGAAGGAAAAGUAGUGGUUUCUCAAGGGGAGCAUCUAUAUACAGAGGUGUAACGAGGCAUCAUCAGCAAGGACGCUGGCAAGCAAGAAUUGGUCGUGUGGCAGGAAAUAAAGAUCUUUAUCUUGGAACCUUUGCUACUGAGGAAGAAGCAGCUGAGGCGUAUGACAUAGCCGCAAUCAAGUUCAGGGGUGUCAAUGCUGUAACUAAUUUCGAGAUGAACCGAUAUGAUGUGGAGGCUAUUAGUAAAAGUUCUCUUCCUGUUGGUGGCACAUCAAAGCGAUUAAAGCUCUCUCUGGACGCGGAACAGAAAUCAUCUUUCAGCAGUAGCCAGCAGCAACAAAGCAGCAGCAACAGUGAGAACAGCAUCAGCUUUGCUGCUAUUCAGCCAGCAUCUGCUAUACCAUAUGGGCUAUCAUUUGAUUCAGCAACUCCAAUGUAUCAUCAGAACCUCUUCCAUCAUCUCUACUCCGGUGCAAGCACUUCAGAAACCCCAGGUUCUCUCUCUUCAAUAGCAACUCCAACUUCCGUUCCUUUGUUGUCAUCACAGGAGUUCUACCUCUGGCCUCACCAGACCUAUUAACCCUGACAAGAUAGUUAGCUUCUUCAGCGGACACCAUCCAGCCUGGGCUCUUCGCUGGUUAAUUUAAAAACUGACCCCUCAACUCAUCUUUGUUAGCCGUUAGUAUUAGCAGGGCUGAGAAACCAGGAACUUAAGUCGGACAAUAGAGGUUUAGUUUGCUAGAGAAAAAAACAGAUGUAAAAAAUGGAAAAGCUUUACUUAAGAUUAGCUUGCUGGGAUGUAUCAAAUUUUAAAUUUUCUCGGAUACUUGCCCUGUUCGGAGGUGCUUAUAUAUUAAUUAUCAGCUUAUUUUC
Messenger RNA from Daucus carota subsp. sativus, 2233 nucleotides. Its product is annotated as AP2-like ethylene-responsive transcription factor AIL6. The coding region runs from base 393 to 1940 and encodes 515 amino acids. The record is from RefSeq and is a predicted model, not a curated record. Gene Ontology annotation, molecular function: DNA binding; DNA-binding transcription factor activity. Gene Ontology annotation, biological process: regulation of DNA-templated transcription. NCBI's taxonomy places the organism in Eukaryota, Viridiplantae, Streptophyta, Magnoliopsida, Apiales, Apiaceae. The transcript has 9 exons.